Messenger RNA from Mytilus californianus (California mussel), 1839 nucleotides. Its product is annotated as solute carrier family 46 member 3-like. NCBI's taxonomy places the organism in Eukaryota, Metazoa, Mollusca, Bivalvia, Mytilida, Mytilidae. Gene Ontology annotation, biological process: transmembrane transport. Gene Ontology annotation, molecular function: transmembrane transporter activity. Gene Ontology annotation, cellular component: membrane. The coding region runs from base 188 to 1621 and encodes 477 amino acids. The transcript is spliced from 5 exons. The record is from RefSeq and is a predicted model, not a curated record.
UACUAUUUCGCCAAUUACAUUGUACAGGUGAUAGAUUUUUGAGGAUAACAAUAGAAAAUCGAAGUGGCACAUGACCCUGUACAUAACAUUUUAGAUAAACUUGUCGAUACCACAUCAAAAAUGAACAGAACAAUUAUUUCCCUGUGGAUAACGGAUGGAUUAGAGUCUACUAAGAUAAAUUGGUACAAUGGAUCCGAGCGUUAAUACAGAGAAAACAGACAUCAUGACCAAGGACACCAAAAACAACGUCCGUAAUAACUGGCGACGAUUUAUUGUCGGUCCUAUUAUAGUCUUUUACACUUUUGUCUUCCAAGCAAUAUUUACCAUAACAUCACAAUAUGCAUUCUAUAUCCUUCAGAAACAGAAAUUUACCAAUAGGACAAUUGACUAUUCUCAAAACAAUCAAUCAAUAUGCGUGCAAAAUAAAACUUUGGAAAUAUUUCACGAAAUGGAAAAAAUUCAGAAAGAGGUUGCGACCUGGAACGUUUACUGCAACUUGGGAACUGGAAUACCGUCUUUUGUGGCAGUGAUUUUAAUAAACUCUUACAGUGACAGAAUUGGAAGGAAGAAAGCAUUCUUGAUUCCGAUUUGUGGAACGAUAAUAAACGCUUCAUUCUGCGCAGCUGUUGCUUACUUUGAAAUAAGUAUUUACUUUAUACCGAUAACAUUAUUCCUUGAAGGACUUAGUGGGGCAUGGAUAGGAAUGAUACACACUGGAUAUGCCUAUGUAGCCGAUAUUUCGGAGGCUGGAAGGUCCAGGACACUAGCCAUGGCUACACUGGAUAUUUGUAUUGGAGUCGGCAUGGUAAUGGCUCAAUUAGUAGUUGGAUACUUGAUACACUGGACUGGUUUCUUUAUUCCGAUGAUAACUAUAGAUGCUUGUCUUGUGGUGUCUUUCGUUUUGGUUCUCAUGUUACCAGAAACAGUCCACACUGCACCAAAAGAUAAAAUAAGCCCCGUGGAGUACGUAAAAAAUGUUUUCGAAUUUUAUGUAAGUCCGGAAUUAGCCGGAAAAAGAUGGAAAUAUAUUAUCUGUGUAACAGUAUUUUCAUGCUCCAUAUUAGCAUAUUUUGGAAGAAUAUCAGUAGAAACUAUAUAUCAACUGAGUACUCCAUUCUGCUGGAACUCGGUUCAGAUUGGUUGGUUCGCAGCUCUCAGAAGUUUACUUCAAUUUAUGAUUGGAAUGGGUCUAGUAAAACUUUUACAGAAAGGUUUCUCUGAUGAAAUGAUCGGUUUUGUUGGAGCACUGACGUCAGCCGGGUCGUCUGCGUUGGAGGCAUUGGCUUACAACGAUUGGAUGAUGUAUUUAGUUCCAGUGGUUGGUACAACAGCUGUCAUACCACAGCCAAUGAUGAGAGGUAUAAUGUCAAAGAUGACGCCCAUGGAGAAACAAGGUGCCAUGUUUGGAGGAUUAGCCGCCAUGGACAUAGCGUUCAGCAUGAUAGCAUCAGUAGCUGCUAACUCUAUAUAUUCCUCUACCUUAUCUUUAUACAGAGGAAUUGUAUUCUUUGUCUUAUCAUCUUACGAUGCGAUAGGAGCAUUUCUGAUAUUGAUACUUUACAUCGGAUCAUACAGGAACAAAGGCAACGCAGCAGAGAAGGAAUAUCUCAUCUCAUCAUAAAAGUAUAUUCUAUAGACAUUACAAGAAAUUUUUGCAUAAUUAUAGUAUUGAAGAAAGGAUAUAGAUAUGAUAAUUUUUUUUUUGCCCUGGAUGAAAUAUUACUUAUAUGUUUUGCUAUCAUAGCAUGUAAACGUUUAUCGGACAUGAUUGCAACUAUUAACUUCAACUUAAAAUCUGUAAUAAAACAUUGUUUUGAAAAUAUUAAAGAUAAAAUUAUA